Messenger RNA from Leptidea sinapis, 327 nucleotides. RefSeq names its product 60S ribosomal protein L36-like. Gene Ontology annotation, cellular component: cytosolic large ribosomal subunit; ribosome. Lineage: Eukaryota; Metazoa; Arthropoda; Insecta; Lepidoptera; Pieridae. The record is from RefSeq and is a predicted model, not a curated record. Gene Ontology annotation, biological process: cytoplasmic translation. The transcript has a single exon. Gene Ontology annotation, molecular function: structural constituent of ribosome. Bases 43 to 327 code for a protein of 94 amino acids.
UUGUCAAAUUGUCCUUCUAAAGUUGUCGUCCAUCAAGUCGACAUGGCACUCCAGUUCGAAAUCGCAGUGGGUCUGCGUAAAGGCCACAAAACAACGAAGAUUUCUGCUGGAAAGAGAAGUAUAACCGAUAAAUCAAUCAAUAUUAGGCCUGCCAGACUAAAGGGUCUUCAAAUAAAACAUUCAAAAUUUUUAAGAGAUGUGGUCCGAGAAGUAGUUGGAGUGCCUUAUGAGAAGAGAGCUAUGGAAUUGUUGAAAGUAUCAAGUGACAAGCGUGCUCUGAAAUUCUUAAAGCGUCGUCUUGGCACAUACAUUCGCGCCAAGAGAUGA